Dicentrarchus labrax (European seabass) is the source of this 5345-nucleotide messenger RNA. RefSeq names its product FERM domain-containing protein 5-like. Gene Ontology annotation, cellular component: cytoskeleton. The record is from RefSeq and is a predicted model, not a curated record. The transcript is spliced from 14 exons. The coding region runs from base 469 to 2211 and encodes 580 amino acids. Gene Ontology annotation, molecular function: cytoskeletal protein binding. Lineage: Eukaryota; Metazoa; Chordata; Actinopteri; Moronidae.
CUUUAGUCACGACCGGCACCAGCCUAUCGGAAUGUCGCCUCCAGUCGUUAACUCUGUGAAGGCAGCAUCUCACUCACUGCUCCGUUGGCUGACAUACUCGCCAUUCACCAGCCUCAGCCCGCCCAGCAGCACAGAGCGGCAUGGCAACGGCGAGGAGACGGGGUGGAGGGGAGAAGGUGUGGUGGGGGGUGACAGUCUAACCGGACCAGAGAGAGCAGCAGCAGCAGCACCACCACUAUCUCCACUCCUCGCUGAGUGAACGAAACGCACCGUGCGGGUACCUCGGCCAGCCAGCGCUCACACACACUGGUAAAAACGAUGCACCACCACCGCCGCUCCGCACACUCGCUGCCGCUGACCAGGUGUUGGACCAGAGGACGGGGACGUCGUUAACGUGACAGAAGAUCCAACUUGUACGUAUGUGCAGUGCGCCCUUCUCCCCGGUCCCGUACACAGACGAUCGAGAAGAUGCUGAGCCGACUGAUGAGCAGCAGCAUCAGGAGUCUGGACAGGGAAUGCAACUGCACUGUGAGGCUGCUGGACGACUCGGAGUACACCUGCACGAUUCAGCGGGAUGCCAAGGGACAGUACCUGUUCGACCUCAUUUGCCACCAUCUCAACCUGCUGGAGAAAGACUACUUUGGCAUUAGAUAUGUUGACCCAGACAAACAGAGGCAUUGGUUGGAGUUUACAAAGUCAAUUGCCAAACAAAUGAAAUUUUGUCUUUCUUUCGCAGCCCAGCCUCCAUUCACCAUGUGUUUGCGUGUCAAGUUUUACCCACCUGACCCUGCUGCCCUAAAAGAGGAAAUCACCAGAUAUCUCGUCUUCCUGCAGGUUAAGAGGGAUCUCUACCAUGGUCGCCUCCUGUGUAAGACAUCAGAUGCUGCUCUGUUGGCUGCCUACAUAUUACAAGCUGAAAUUGGUGACCACGACCCCGGGAAACACCCAGAGGGCUAUAGCUCAAAGUUCCAGUUCUUCCCUAAGCACUCAGAGAAGUUGGAGCGGCGGAUUGCUGAUAUCCACAAGACUGAGCUGAUAGGUCAGAGUCCUGAAACGUCAGAGCUUAACUUCCUCCAGAAGGCUCAGAUGCUGGAAACAUACGGAGUGGACCCUCAUCCAUGCAAGGAUGUGUCUGGCAACCCAGCUUUUCUGGCUUUUACUCCUUUUGGAUUCACUGUGCUGCAAGGAAAUCGGAGGAUCCAUUUCCUCAAAUGGGAGGAAGUGACCAAACUCAAGUUUGAAGCAAAGACAUUCCAUAUAUAUGCAAAUCAGAAGGAGGAUAAGAAGAUCAUACUGACAUACUUUGCACCUACACCUGAGGCCUGUAAACAUCUGUGGAAGUGUGGCGUCGAGAAUCAGGCCUUCUACAAAUUGGAAAAGUCAAGUCAAGUCCGCACUGUGUCCAGUAGUAAUCUGUUCUUCAAGGGUAGUCGCUUUAGAUACAGUGGAAAGGUUGCAAAAGAGGUAAUGGAACAAAGUGCCAAAAUUAAGAGAGACCCCCCUGAGAUACACAGAGCCGGCAUGGUGCCAAGUAGGAGCUGUCCAUCCAUCACCCACGGCCCUCGUUUGACCAGUGUGCCCAGGACCCGACGGAGAGCUGUGCACAUCUCCAUCAUGGAGGGUCUGGAGUCCCUACGAGACAGCGCCCACUCCACACCUGUACGCUCCGUCUCCCACGGCGACUCCUUCAUGUCUUCUCGGGGCCACAUGGUGGACGGCAGCGAGGCGAGCACAUCAGGAGUCAUCUCAGACGAGGCCUACAGCCCCUCAGACAGCGUGCUGCCUACGCCCGUAGCAGAACAUGGGAUGGAGAUGCCUUUGGCCCGUCACCUCAACGGGGCUCCCUGCAGCAUCGAUGAGGAGAAGGAUUCAGAGGCGGGUGCAUCAAAGGAGGGGCAGGGGGUGGAUUUGACUUCCGGCAGGAGAGCACUGCGUAUGGUCAGGAGCAGGCCGUCACCACCAAGCGACGUAGAGGAGCUGAACAAGUUCAUCCUGAGCGUGUUGCGUCUGUUCCUGGUUACCAUCGGACUGCUGUUCGCCCUGCUGCUGCUCCUCAUCAUGCUGACAGAGUCAGACCUGGACAUUGCCUUCCUGAGAGACAUCCGCAAGACACCUGAAUUCCAGCAGUUCCACUUUGAAUACUUCUGCCCUCUGCGGCGCUGGUUCGCCUGUAAGUUACGAUGGAUGGGCGGUUUCCUCAUCAGCAAGUGAGGCAAAGUGAAAGGUGACUGAAUUACAUAAGAUAGGUCUCCACGGAUGGAGACGGGACACAUACAACAGAUAGGCCAGGAGAGGGGUUGGGAGAGGGGUUGGGAAAGGAGAAGAAAGGAUAAAGGAUUGCAGCCCUGUUCCCAAUAUCAACUCAGCUUCUCCCAGGAAGGAGUUCAUGUCACAAGCCACGGACUGUCCCCUGAAGAACCUUGUUUAUUAUGUUUGACCAUCACUGCGAGGAAACAAAAUCACAUUUUACUUUGGAUAUUCAGGUCAUUUCAAGGCAUUUUAUUUUUACACAAAAUCACAGUAACGGGGUUUAAUUUAAACACUGAAAGGGACAAAGUCUGGCAGACUUCACUUAUUCAACCACAGAAAACAGUUGCCUUUAUUUUUGUAUUAAUUUAUAUGUUGCCACAUUACUGUAAGACAGGACAACCUGAUGUGUUGGGGUGUAUGUUGUGUGAGCUGAGAGUCUGGGGAGUGGAGGGGUCAUCUAAUUGUCAUAUUUAAAAGCCAACAACAACUCUAUAUGAUAACAUUUUACUGUGGUCACUGCUUUGAGAUUGAAGACUUGAAACUGGGGGUUAGAGAAAGUGUGAACAUGGAAGAACCAGCAGCACUUAAUAAAUGUAGGCUAUAUCAGUCCUGAGUCAAAUAAUAUUUGCAAAUAUUAUAGUGUAAUGAAUAUAUAAAUAAAAUAUAAAAUAUUAUAGUGUAAUGAAUGUUUUAGGAAUUUGCAAUGUAGAGUGACGAAUGUGAGUGUUAAAUCAGUCACAGGAAAGACAAGGAAAAUUAAUUUAGCCCAAUUUUAAGUGAUUGACAACUUUACUGACUUUCCUUAAUUGUCCUGAUGUGGCGUUAAACCCAACAGAGAAUUGGCUGCAGUAGCUAUUUGACCCAGGAGUGAUGCUAGUGCUGCCCUGUAGAAGGCUUGAGUAAUUUUCUUUGUAGUAAGUGUGGUCAGACGUCCAUUAACAGCGUGCUCACAUUACGAUUUCUGUCAAGCCACUAGAGCACCAAUAACAUUUUAUUUUCCAAUGAUAUAAAUUAAGGAUUUAAGUAAGUAAUGGAGUUGAUAGGUUUACUGAUUUUGCAACAUAGCAGCCAAAUAAUGCUAAUAGAUACAAUCAACUUCUGUGUGUAAGGAACAGUUGUCACUUCGCCGUAGUUACUUUUACAGUAGUCGUAAAGGCAAUGGGACUAUGUGAGCUAGCCCUGUAGUGAUAGUGAAGUGUUUGGUUAGGUCUUUGACUCCCUCACUCUGUAGGAGGAGUUUAUCUUGAUGUGCAAUACUGUUAAUAUACAAAACCCAAGAUCCUUUCCCUUAAGGGAAAUUUGACCUUGUUUUACCUUUGUAAAGUGAACAAAUUAGUGCUAUUUUCCCUGCAUAUAUGGUUAAGAGAGCUCGUUUUUAGACCUGUGUUGGUCAUAUAACUUUGUUUAGUCCUGCUGUGUUUAAAUUUAUGCAUUCAUCUGUAAAGGCUGAAUAUAUUUAAAUCACGUUUCCAUUUUUGUACAAACUGAUGUGUCUUUAACACAUGGAGAUUUCCUCACAGUGACUUCUAAUGGACUUGAAGCAUUAUUUUUUACAGUGAUAUAGUUUUCAGCCUCCUGCUUACAAGACCACCUAAGUCCUGUUUACGUCCUACUGCAAUCUUCUUUGUCACACCUACCAAAGAAACCUCUGUUGUCUGAUACUUCUGUCAGUUUGCAUCAACAGACGGAAACUCUGAUAGUCUGCUGACCUUCUCCAGCCUUAUUACGUAGCUAUACGUAAUUUCACAGUUUAGCCUGCAGUACGUCUUUUUAGCCCAACAGCAGAAUUUAAAACCGUAAAGUCAAUUUGGGACAGUUAACUAUUGGUCCUCUUAACAACCCUACAAGUAGUAUAUUAGGAAGCUGUGUGUCAGUGGUAAUUAUAGACUGAUCAGCAGCAAACUGAUGUAUUAUUUAUGCAACAAGAGAAGUGGUUUAGGAAGGUGAUUGGCUAAGGGGUUUAGGAUAUGUAGAUGCCUAUACAGCAGUUUGGAAAGUUACUGUAUUAACAUUCAAAUCUUUCUUUAAAAAAUCCACAAGUUGAAAGUUAACACACAAACAGUAAGAAUCCCUUUGGCAUUAAAUACUUAGGCUUUAAAUGUUCAUUUUAUUUUUGUACAGUAUGGAUAUUUUUAAAUUCAGAAAGCCUCAUGCUAUAUUUUGUGGCUAGGUUUAAGACUUGAAAGACAACCGAUGUAUUUGCUUUAACUCAGAUGGUGCUCGUUGGUUUUUGAUUGAUGUUAGAUGAAAUGUGAUUGUGUAUGAGGGGAAAGUCAGGUUGAGACAGAAAAAGUUACUUCCAAUAAUUUGUAUUUUAAUGUCUCAUUUUAUGUUCAUAUGUAUGAAAAACUAAACAUAAUUUGAGCAAUAAAUACAGAUAAUGUAAUGAACAUUAACCAUAAACUGCACAAUAAUGUAAGUCUCCGUCUGAUAGACUCAAAAGUCAAAGCAAAAAGCCUUUGGAAUCCCCUCAUAAGGCCUGUAGAUGCAUGUGUGAAGGUGCCCACUGUUACAGAUUACCCAGUGUCAAAGAUACUUCUCCAAAAUAUCUAUUGUCAAAAGAAAACAUUUUCAUGUAAAUCCUGUAGGAUUGUUGCCUAAUUCUACACAGCUCAUCCUUGACUCAAUUUAAAGAAAGAGUAAGCUUUCCUGUGAAAGUACAUGUAAAUGAACUGAAUCUGAUCUGAUGCAUUUUUGCUUGAGCAGGUUUUACCACAAUGAAAGUGGAAGGAUUUUUAUUUUUAGCCAAUCUUAACAGCAGAAGUAGCAUAUUUAACUACCUGAAUCUUUCUUUUUGCAAUGCAGCUCAAUAUAUUUCUUCUCCUUUUUUUGUAUUGCUAAAAUCUGUUUCAGAUGGCUGGCAGUGAUAAAAGACAGGUGAUAGCUCCACUGACACUUGUACUAAUUUUACUGAAUUGUUUAAACAGGAAUAAGGCAUUAGAUAGGGUCUUACUGUAAGCUUCCUUCCUAUACCAUGGAAAUGUCUCUGUAAGCAUGUGUACUGCAUCUAUUACCUCCAAACAAGACUGCUUAUUUCAAAUCACUGACUGAAGACUGGUGUAAUCUAUUUAUGAAUAAAUAUAAUCUAUUCUUGA